Molecule: messenger RNA, 2253 nt
Organism: Arachis stenosperma
Lineage: Eukaryota; Viridiplantae; Streptophyta; Magnoliopsida; Fabales; Fabaceae
Exons: 3
Coding region: 60-2087 (675 amino acids)
Biological process (GO): negative regulation of stress fiber assembly
Source: RefSeq, a predicted model, not a curated record
AUUCUCUGAUUCUCUGAUUCCUAACCGUAUCAUAUCCUGUAUCCUCAUUCGCCGCCGACAUGAGCAACGAGUAUCGGCAGUUGUGGAACCCGGAAACGGUGCUGUCAAUCCCACUGAAGAAGACUGAUCCGGUGGAGCUGUACUUGCCGUUACGUAACUUGGUAGCCUCAAAAUACUCCGAGAGCGAUGCACACAAAGUUGAGAGCGUUCUGCAAACUCUAAACAAAUGCCGCAGGGACAUGGUGGAGCGCAGAGGGGACCUCUCCCUUCCCAUGCAACGUGACUGCCUCCUCCACUACUUCAAAUGCCUUUCCAUGGUUGAGUCACUCGUCACCUCUCUCUCCUCCGACGCCGAUCCCAUCAUCUUUGUCUGGUACGAUGCCUUCAACCCUGAGCAUGAGGACGGGGUCUCCUCACAGCGUAACGGCAUCCAAUUGGAGAGGGCCGCUGUUGUCUUCAACCUUGGAGCCAUCUGCAGCCAGAUUGCUGCCUCUUGUGACCGUACCACCGCCCUUGGCCGUCACCUUGCAAUGGAAGCCUUCAAAGUUGCCGCCAAUUUCUUCUUCCAACUCUGGAAGACUUUCGCUCCCAAGAACGUGGUCUACGCCACCCUCGAUUUGACUCGCCUCUUCGCGGAGUUUCUGCACCACGUCUUCUCCGCUCAGGCUUCCGAGCUCGAAUUACAGCAAGAACUGAACAACAACGACGCCAGUUACGCUCUCCAACAACACCGAUGUGCCCUAGCAUUUUCAUCGGUUUAUAAGCUUUAUGACAGAGCAUAUGCACUGAUACCUCCUGAUUCGGCUGCACGGAAACAUGUCGACUCUUUUGACCAAACCUGGGUAACUCAUCUUUACCAGAAGGUGACAUUCUUUCAGGAGGAGGCUCGUCAGAGGCAAUCAUCCAUCCUACCCGAAUCCGAGCGACCUGCUUUUUACUCACCGGUCCAAUCUUGUGCUCUUGAUCAUGAUGCAGAAUGUGUCACUGAGAUAUUAGUUAGAGGAAUUUGCAGGCGCUGGAUAUUAGGUUGCGCGAAAUUCAACCUACAACAAAAAUACGUUGACCUCAUCCUCUCGGAGUACAAUCCUUUCAAGCUUAUGAAGGAUGGAAAGCUGGUGGCUUACCCAUGGGACAUGCCUCCUCCUUAUCCAACAGAUUCGGCAAUCCUCUCAUCUUCAGUGACUUCUUCAUCGUUGUCAGAUAUUCUUGCAUUCCUUCCUUUGAAGAAGACUGAGCCCUUGAAUCUCUAUGAGUCCCUGCGCAGUUACUUUGUCCUCAAAUACUCUGAGAACGUGGCAAAGAGAGUAGAAGGCCUCCUCCAAAUGCUACACAAAUUGCGCAAUCAGAUGCUGCGUGAAGACCUUUCGCUACCCCUUCGCCGCGACUGUCUCAUCCAUUAUUUCAAAUGCCUUUGCAUGAUUGAGCCUUUCUUCCCUAUGAAUGCCUCACCCAACCCACCUAUCUUUGUUUGGUACAAUGCCAUCAUCCCGCAACAUGACUCUUCUCAGCAUAACAUCCAUUUGGAGAAGGCCUCUGUUCUCUUCAACCUAGCAUCCCUCUGCACCCACAUUGCUCUCUCCUGCGAUCUCACCACCAUCCAAGGCCAUUGCCUUGCCGUGGACGCCUUAAAUGAUGCUUUAAAUUGGUUCUCUGUACUGCGGUUUGAGUCUAAGAAGGCAUGUGGCACGAUGGACUUGUCAGAACGAUACAUCCAUACGAGAAACAAUGAGAUUGUCAACUUGAAAUUCGAGUUUCCUCGUCCUCAAUGUGAUGUAUCAUCAUCACCUGGAUAUCCUGCUGCAGCUUUUGAUCCGUUGAUAUAUGGGACUUUAGCUAAGAUUCUUGUUCACUCCACGGCACCUCAAUAUCUUGGGGCGAAUAUGAAAACCUGCCCGAGUGACGUCACCGGACAAUUUCUUUUAGGGUAUUGUAAGGCUCACUCCCUGCUUCAAGGGGUAUGUGAAGCACCAUGCUUGGACCUGCUCUCUGAGGAUAGCCCUGUCAAGAUUAAGGAUGGAAAUCUUGUGGCCAAUGCAACCUUAGAGGCGGCAUUGGAGAACAUGAGCUUGCAGGAGACACAACAGUAACAUUACCGUAGAGAAAAACUAAACAAGAUUUAGGAAUGAACUUCUUUACUUUUUUAAAUUGGAUAUUGGAAUUUUGUUUGUUGAUGCUAGAACUCUUCUUGUGAAAUAUUAUCCUCGUGAUUUUGUUUGUUGAUAUGUGUAUAUAUUUCUUCUUAUUCGUCGACAA